AUGCCACAUUACAUAACUGUUGCUACAUGUUCACUUAACCAGUGGUCCCUUGAUUUUGAGGGAAACCGUGAUCGUAUCAUGGAAUCCAUUCGGCUUGCAAAGGACAAAGGAGCUAGACUUCGUGUGGGCCCAGAGCUCGAAAUCCCUGGCUAUGGAUGUCUUGACCAUUUCCUAGAGAACGAUGUGUAUUUACACUCCUGGGAGAUGUACGCUCAAAUAUUGUCCAACGAGGAUACUUACGGGAUUGUUCUCGAUAUUGGAAUGCCUAUCAUCCACAAGAACCGGAGAUACAACUGCCGAGUUCUUUCUUAUGAUGGCAAAGUCUUACUGAUCAGACCCAAGAUAUUCUUAGCCAAUGAUGGAAAUUACCGAGAAAUGAGAUAUUUUACACCCUGGUUGAAGGCUAGAUACGUUGAGGAGUAUGUUUUGCCACGGAUUCUUCAGCGUAUCACUGGUCAAACCGCUGUUAGAUUUGGCGAUGCUGUAAUAAGCACGCUUGAUACGGUCAUUGGUGCAGAGACCUGCGAAGAAUUGUUCACUCCUCAGGCUCCCCAUAUCGAUAUGUGUCUUGAUGGUAUUGAAAUUAUCACGAACUCUUCUGGUUCUCACCACGAACUCAGAAAAUUGAAUACUCGUAUGAGCCUUAUCACCGAGGCCACUAGAAAGUGCGGUGGCAUCUACUUGUAUUCCAACCAAAAGGGUUGUGAUGGUGAUAGACUAUACUACGAUGGCUGUUCGUUAAUUAUCGUCAACGGUAAAGUUCUUGCACAGGGUAAGCAAUUCUCUUUGGACGAUGUGGAGGUGAUUACUGCCACCAUUGAUCUUGAAGAUGUCAGAUCUUACAGAGCUAUUAUUUCUCACGGCUUGCAAAGCCGAGUGUCACCCGUAUAUGAAAGGGUUCAUGUUCCAGUAGAGAUAUCUCCUGAUUCUCUCAACUUCGAUCUCGGUGUAGAGCCUACACUGGAACGGGAGAUCCAUUACUUCAAACCAGAAGAGGAGAUUGCUUAUGGACCCGCCUGCUGGUUAUGGGACUAUAUAAGAAGAUGUCAUGGUGCUGGAUUCUUUUUGCCUCUUAGUGGAGGUAUCGAUAGUUGUGCCACUGCCGUGAUAGUUCACUCUAUGUGUCGUUUGGUUGUUAAGUAUUGCGAGAGAGGCGAGAAGCGGGUCAUCAGGGAUGCCCGUGCAGUUGCAGGUUUUCCUCCCGAAAGCAAAUGGGUUCCGAAGACUCCACAAGAGUUUGCCAACAAAAUAUUCCACACUUGCUAUAUGGGCACUAAGAACUCAAGUAAAGAAACAAGAGAAAGGGCCAAAGCAUUGGCCGCUAUUAUUGGUUCUUAUCAUGUUGAUCUCAACAUGGAUUCCAUAGUGAAUUCUAUUGUGAACGUUUUUGAAGUGACUACAGGAAAGAAGCCUAUUUACAAAGUGUUUGGGGGUAGUAACACCGAGAAUUUGGCCCUCCAAAACAUUCAGGCACGUUUGAGAAUGGUUCUUGCAUACCUAUUUGCUCAGCUACUUCCGUGGACUAGAGGCAGGAAUAGUGGAGGUUUGCUUGUGCUCGGAUCUGCUAACGUCGAUGAACAAUUACGUGGGUAUUUGACCAAGUAUGACUGUUCAUCUGCUGAUAUCAACCCAAUUGGAAGUAUUUCCAAGGUGGAUUUGAUUCGAUUCAUAAAAUGGGCACAGGUCAACCUCGAUAUGCCUAUUCUUCGUCAGUUUGUUGAUGCUACACCAACCGCAGAGUUGGAACCUAUCACCGACUCUCAUGUUCAAUCUGACGAGGCCGAUAUGGGAUUCACCUAUGAAGAACUGGGUGUCCUAGGUAGACUAAGAAAAAUUGAAAAGUGUGGACCUUACUCCAUGUUUAUCAAGCUUUUACAUUUGUGGCAGGGAAAGAAGACUCCGAAACAGACUGCAGAGAAGGUGGAGAACUUUUUCUAUUAUUAUAGCAUUAACAGGCAUAAGCAGACAGUGAGUACUCCUUCAUACCAUGCUGAGCAGUACUCACCCGAUGACCACCGGUUUGAUCUAAGACCUUUCUUGAUUGAUCCAAGAUUUCCUUGGGCAAGACAUAAAAUCGACCAAGUGCUUGAGAAGCUAGAUACUAGCGAAACCAUCGAUACGCUCACCGUUGAUUAG
This is a messenger RNA of Brettanomyces nanus, 2136 nucleotides long. RefSeq names its product glutamine-dependent NAD(+) synthetase (gene QNS1). The record is from RefSeq and is a predicted model, not a curated record. Gene Ontology annotation, cellular component: cytoplasm. NCBI's taxonomy places the organism in Eukaryota, Fungi, Ascomycota, Pichiomycetes, Pichiales, Pichiaceae. Gene Ontology annotation, biological process: NAD+ biosynthetic process. The transcript has a single exon. The coding region runs from base 1 to 2136 and encodes 711 amino acids. Gene Ontology annotation, molecular function: NAD+ synthase (glutamine-hydrolyzing) activity; ATP binding; glutaminase activity.